Messenger RNA from Meleagris gallopavo (turkey), 1586 nucleotides. The record is from RefSeq and is a predicted model, not a curated record. NCBI's taxonomy places the organism in Eukaryota, Metazoa, Chordata, Aves, Galliformes, Phasianidae.
CUUCUGUUUUCUUCUCCAGUUCUAAAGCAGAUGACUUAUCGACUGCUAUUCUGAAGCAGAAGAACAGGCCCAAUCGGUUAAUUGUUGAUGAAGCCAUCAAUGAAGACAACAGUGUUGUGUCACUGUCCCAGGCAAAAAUGGAUGAGUUGCAACUGUUCAGAGGAGACACUGUUCUCCUAAAAGGAAAGAAAAGGAGAGAAGCAGUCUGCAUUGUUCUGUCAGAUGAUACCUGCUCAGAUGAGAAGAUUCGCAUGAAUAGGGUUGUUCGCAACAACCUGAGAGUGCGCCUGGGUGAUGUGAUCAGCAUCCAGCCCUGCCCAGAUGUGAAAUAUGGCAAACGUAUCCACGUGCUGCCAAUUGAUGACACAGUAGAAGGAAUCACAGGAAAUCUCUUUGAGGUCUAUCUCAAACCAUACUUCCUGGAAGCAUACAGACCCAUCAGGAAAGGUGACAUUUUCUUGGUGCGUGGUGGGAUGCGUGCAGUGGAGUUCAAAGUGGUGGAGACAGAUCCAAGCCCUUACUGCAUAGUGGCUCCGGACACAGUGAUCCAUUGCGAAGGAGAGCCCAUCAAACGAGAGGAUGAAGAAGAGUCAUUGAAUGAGGUGGGCUAUGAUGACAUUGGUGGCUGCCGGAAGCAGCUGGCUCAGAUCAAAGAGAUGGUGGAACUUCCCCUCCGACAUCCUGCUCUCUUCAAAGCCAUAGGGGUGAAGCCUCCACGGGGAAUCCUGCUAUAUGGUCCACCUGGCACUGGCAAAACACUGAUUGCCCGAGCAGUGGCCAAUGAAACUGGGGCUUUCUUCUUCCUGAUUAAUGGUCCUGAGAUCAUGAGCAAGCUGGCUGGUGAGUCUGAGAGCAACCUGAGGAAAGCCUUUGAAGAAGCUGAAAAGAAUGCACCUGCCAUCAUUUUCAUUGAUGAACUGGAUGCCAUUGCUCCGAAAAGAGAGAAGACACAUGGAGAGGUGGAGCGUCGCAUAGUGUCUCAGCUAUUGACUCUUAUGGACGGACUGAAACAGAGAGCACAUGUGAUCGUUAUGGCAGCUACCAACAGACCAAACAGCAUUGACCCAGCACUCAGGCGAUUUGGUCGUUUUGACAGAGAGGUAGAUAUUGGUAUCCCAGAUGCAACUGGUCGCCUGGAGAUCCUGCAGAUCCACACAAAAAAUAUGAAACUGGCUGAUGAUGUGGAUCUGGAACAGGUGGCAAAUGAGACCCAUGGACAUGUUGGUGCUGACUUGGCUGCUCUUUGCUCAGAAGCUGCUCUUCAGGCUAUCAGAAAGAAGAUGGAUCUCAUAGACCUGGAAGAUGAAACCAUUGAUGCUGAAGUUAUGAAUUCGCUGGCUGUGACCAUGGAUGACUUCAGGUGGGCUCUGAGCCAGAGCAACCCUUCUGCUCUUCGGGAGACUGUGGUGGAGGUGCCACAAGUUACCUGGGAAGAUAUUGGCGGUCUAGAAGAUGUAAAGAGAGAACUCCAGGAGCUUGUACAGGUGAGGACUUCCAACAGAUUUUUGCCCAGUCAAUGUAAAAAGAAUCUCAGUAUUCUGUUUUGGGCUGUGAAAUGCAGAGAUUUUUAGAGUAAUUGCUUGUAG